UUGGCAAAACAGCACCUCAUUCCCAGUUUGUCAAUUUUGACAAGCAGAGUUUGUGCUAUUGAAAUGUUCAUUAUUAGAGCGCGCAAAUAUCGUUUGGUGGCGACCUUUCGUCAUGAUUUCCCCAUUGACCGAGCCAUGCUCGGUUAGCCAUUUGCUGCAAAGCGUGGAAUACAGUCUGUGAGCAGGCCCAAGAGAGACAACAAAAGAAAAGAAAAUGCUUCUGCGGACUUUGUGGGCUAAAGUGGGAUUUCCACGGAACUUUGUCACCUCAACUUCACCUCAACGGAGUCCCUCAUGCUCCUCUGGGCUCCGAACUGGGUGGUCCUUCAGCCCACCUCAGCUCAAGCAAGAACCUCCAAGGCGCUUCAGCUCAUCUGCUCUAAGUGUAUUCCAAAGUCCAGGCUGCGUCUUUUUAAAGGAUUUCCAACACAGGAGCCAACAGAAGCGUUUGUAUGCGUCAAAUCUGGUCAAAUCUGUUUUGAAGCCCACUUUGAAGCCAGUGACGGCGCCUGGGAAACGAGUUCCCAAAGGGCCGAGAACCAAGCAACCUUCCAGAGCCAAUCAGCCUUUCCUGAAUCAGGACACGGACACGAUGCGAUGCAUAGCCUUCGCAACGGCAGACCAGUACAAUCUGCCCACGCUCAGCGUUGACCUGACACAACAUGGCUUUGGUGAAGUGGAGUUCCCUCGAGAUGCCUCCAACGUGCUUGUAAUAAGUCCGGACGUGAGCGCCAAAGCGGACGACGGCUCUGUCGUCUUCUUCUUCAGAGAAGGCUCUGUGGUUUUCUGGAAUGUGGAAGACAAAAUGCUGAAAAAGGUGUUGAGGAUUUUGGAGCGUCACGAGAGCCAGCCGUACGAAGUUGCUCUGGUCCACUGGGAAAACGAAGAGAUCAACUAUACCUACGGCGAGGGGAGCACGAAACUGGAGCACGGCAACUUUGUUUUGAGCAAGGACUCGGAGCACCACGACAACGUCCUGGAGAGGUUUGCCUUUUCCAACGCGUUGAGCUUGUCGGUAAAGUUGGCCAUAUGGGAAGUAGAGCUGGAUAACUUUGUGGAGUCCAUUCAGUCAAUCCCCGAGACGCUCAAGUCGGGCACAAGAAUCAAGUUGUCGUCAGCGGAGGUGAUGCAGAAGAUCGGCGAGCUCUUCACCUUGAGGCAUCGCAUCAACCUGAGCUCCGACCUCCUGCUGACCCCUGACUUUUACUGGGACAGAGAAAACCUGGAGAAGAUCUACGAUAAGACCUGCCAUUUCCUCAACAUCAACCGCAGGGUCAAGGUCGUAAACGAGAAACUGGAGCACUGCACUCAGCUGACUGACCUGAUGAGGAGCCACUUGAGCGAGAAGCACAGCUUGAGGCUGGAGUGGAUGAUCGUCAUCCUUAUCACCAUCGAAGUUUUGUUUGAAGUGGUGAGAAUGAUCUUUUGAGGCUUCACAUACUGGAUGCACCUCACUUGAUAUCCACCAGGUGACGCUUGGGAACUAUUCUGGCCACACAGCAGGACUGCCAGCUGUGAGUGGAAAGGACGCUCAGUGCUUAUUUGCAAAUCUUGUUAAAGGAGUUCAAUUUGUUCGGUGAGGAAAAGGUCACAAAGGAAAAAAAAAAGCAGGAAAUUCUGCGUGGUUGUGCAUGUUAAAUAAAAUGUCUGCAUUUUUUCAUUAAUACAAUAUGAAUAUUUAUUUGCUGAGUGUGUGUCCCUAAAAUUUAAAGUUGCCCUUUGUUAAAAAGUCAGUCUGUAUUCCUUUCUGAUUUUAUUUUAUUUUUUUAUUCAUAAAUUUGAAUUGAACCUUGA
Molecule: messenger RNA, 1794 nt
Organism: Syngnathus acus (greater pipefish)
Lineage: Eukaryota; Metazoa; Chordata; Actinopteri; Syngnathiformes; Syngnathidae
Gene: rmnd1
Product: required for meiotic nuclear division 1 homolog
Exons: 12
Coding region: 215-1429 (404 amino acids)
Biological process (GO): positive regulation of mitochondrial translation
Source: RefSeq, a predicted model, not a curated record